Messenger RNA from Populus nigra (black poplar), 1342 nucleotides. RefSeq names its product WAT1-related protein At4g08300-like. Gene Ontology annotation, molecular function: transmembrane transporter activity. Gene Ontology annotation, cellular component: plasma membrane. The coding region runs from base 25 to 1116 and encodes 363 amino acids. The transcript has 7 exons. The record is from RefSeq and is a predicted model, not a curated record. NCBI's taxonomy places the organism in Eukaryota, Viridiplantae, Streptophyta, Magnoliopsida, Malpighiales, Salicaceae.
UAUGUGGUUCUAUACUCAAGAGCUAUGGCAAUUUUAUAUGCUUACUCGAGAUUUAUCCCACAUCUUCUCAUGAUUUUGGUCCAAAUUGGCUAUUCGUUUCUCUACUUUCUUGCAGAAGCUGCCUUCAGUCAUGGGAUGAGCCCUCAUGUCUUUGUUACUUAUCGAUAUAUUGUAGGCGGCUUGGUGAUGUUUCCGCUUGCAUAUUUUCUUGAGAGAAAAGUGAGGCCAAAGCUAACACUUGUGUUGUUUCUGGAGAUAUUUGUGCUUUCUCUUCUAGGGGCCAGCUUAACUGUUAACAUUUACUUUGCAAGCUUGAGAUACACUUCUCCUACCUUCAUUACAUCAAUGGCCAACACCGUUCCCUCCAUGACUUUUAUAAUUGCAAUUAUGCUCAGGUUGGAGAUUGUCAAUUUAAGGAACCCUCGUGGAAUAGCUAAAAUUGUCGGAACCUUAUUAUCGCUGGCUGGGGUCUUGACCAUCACUUUAUACAAAGGACCUGAGGUGCAAAGCUUGCAGGGUGCUCCAAUCCAUAUCAAAAGCAACGCUUCUCAACAGAACUGGGUGAAGGGAUCUAUUCUGCUCGUUGUGAGUUGCAUAACAUGGUCUCUCUGGUUCAUCAUGCAGGCAUACACGUUGAAAAGGUAUCCUGCACAAUUAUCACUGUCUGCAUGGAUAAACGGCUUCGCGGCAGCACAAUCAGCUGUCUUCACUGUGUUCAUGCAACAUAAACCAGCAGCAUGGUCCAUCGGAUCCAGCAUCGUAUUCUGGUCCAUCAUAUAUGCUGGAGUCAUUAGUUGUGGCUUGACAGUCUCCAUUCAACUAUGGUGCACUGAACAAAAAGGGCCAGUCUUUGUGACCAUGUUUAGUCCCCUUGCAACUGUAAUGGUCGCCAUCCUGGCGUACUUUCUUUUUGGUGAAGAGUUGCACGCAGGCAGCAUAUUGGGAGGAGCUGUUGUUAUUAUCGGACUUUACAUGCUGCUGUGGGGAAAAGAAAAGGAUGGAGUUCAAAACAAGUCCCAAAAACAAUCUCUUUCCACUAAUGGUAAGGAAAAGUUAAGCCACUUAGCAGUGGAAAGUUCAGCAGGAAGAGACAAUGAAACAGGACUUGAGAAAUAAAUCAAGAAGUGGGUCCGGCAUCAAUGCAUCCUACAUUUCUCAGAUCAUGAUAUAGGAAAUGAAAGGUAUAGCAACCAAAUCAAAGCUCAUAUAUUACGCGCUUGCGAAGAAUUAGUUUCGUAUUGCUUUUGUAAAGGAAGCAAGGGGGCAAAAAAUAACUAAAGGAGUCUUACCCUGCUUUUAACUUUAUGGAGCAAGCAUAAUAAACGUCUGGUUAAACUACAAA